Messenger RNA from Ctenopharyngodon idella (grass carp), 3966 nucleotides. It is a transcript of the gene plpp2a, whose product is annotated as phospholipid phosphatase 2a. The transcript is spliced from 6 exons. Gene Ontology annotation, molecular function: phosphatidate phosphatase activity. The record is from RefSeq and is a predicted model, not a curated record. Bases 206 to 1069 code for a protein of 287 amino acids. Gene Ontology annotation, biological process: signal transduction; phospholipid metabolic process; phospholipid dephosphorylation. Lineage: Eukaryota; Metazoa; Chordata; Actinopteri; Cypriniformes; Xenocyprididae.
AGUUUGCGAUACAGUCUUCACUUUUCAAGAGCCUCGUUCACUUGCGUGAAACUCGCGUCCGUUAAAUUACUCAGCGGGAGCGAGGACGCGUUACAUCAUCAGCUCACCUUUAACGCAGGUGACACAGGACACCCGGAAGAACACUAUCGACUAUCACGCGAGUCGAGUUUCCAUAAAGCCCAGAAGAGCUGAACAGAUCACAGUCAUGUCAGAUCUGAGGAAGAACAAGUUGUUCAUUGUGCUGAUGGAUGUUGUGUGUGUGCUCGUCGUGGCGAUGCCAUUCAUCAUAAUGACCAUCAUGUUCCGGCCGUACCAGCGUGGCAUUUACUGCGAUGACGAGACCAUACGUUACCCCUACAGACCAGACACCAUCUCUCACAAAAUGAUGGCGGCCGUUACCAUUUCCUGCUCCAUCAUUAUCAUCACUUCCGGAGAGGCUUACCUGGUCUACACUAAACGUCUUUACUCCAAUUCAGACUUUAACCAGUACGCUGCGGCACUCUACAAAGUGGUGGGGACGUUUCUGUUCGGUGCGUGUGUGAGCCAGUCUCUGACCGAUAUGGCCAAGUACACCAUCGGACGCUUGCGGCCCAACUUCAUGGCGGUUUGCAACCCAGAAGUGUGUGAGGGUUACAUGCUGGAGAUAAACUGCACGGGAAACCCUCACAACGUGACAGAAUCCAGGCUGUCGUUCUACUCCGGUCACUCCUCCUUCGGGAUGUACUGCAUGUUGUUUCUGGCGCUGUAUGUCCAGGCACGUAUGGCAUCCAAGUGGGCCCGCCUCCUCCGACCUACAAUUCAGUUCUUCCUGGUGGCCUUUGCCAUUUAUGUAGGAUACACACGUGUGUCUGACUACAAACACCACUGGAGCGACGUGGUCGUGGGUCUUCUGCAAGGGGCGCUGAUUGCAGUUCUCACGGUGCGAUAUGUCUCGGACUUCUUCAAAGAGCGCCCCCCUCGCUGCCAGGAUGUUGAAAAUGCUGAAAACGAAGAUAGCGAACGCAAACCCAGCCUUCAGAUUGCAGACACAGACAGAAACAACCUUUACCCGUACAGCAGGCCUGCAUGAGCCUGACCUUUGACCUGUGAGGGCAGUCACACAGAACCACUGGAUGCUGCACCACGUCUUGUACAGACAGCCACACACAUGCUGCUGCACACACACUGUACACUGGCACUGACCACGCUCUCUUCCACAGGAUAACACUCACAUUUCAUACCGCUCUGUGUGAGAGAGAGCAAGUGAAUGCAUGAACUAACACUGAAUAUUAGAUUUUAUACCGCAUUUUGUUUUAUGCACGCUCAUAUACGCCAAGAGCACAGAUCGCCUGACGGCUAAUGAACCCUGAGGGACUUUAUUGUAUCAGAGCACAAAGACGAACUUUUUCAAGGGGAACUGGUCAUUUCCACGACAACCUCAAAACCACCGGUUGACAUUUACAGACUAGCUGUACUUCUGCUGUUGGAAGCGAUUCUUUCGGCAUGGGAAAGAAAGUGAACUUUUCUAAGUCAUCAGAAGACAAGUAUUCAUAGUGCCCUGAGUGAAAAAACCAGGAAGAGAAGUAUGAACAUGGAACAGAUGCCAAAAAAGGUCUUUCUCACAUUGGUAAUUAGAUGUUUAUAUAUGUUUAUAUAUAUAUAUAUAUAUAUAUAUAUAUAUAUAUAUAUAUAUAUAUAUAUAUAUAUAUAUAUAUAAACAUACAACUGGAUUAUAGUGACUUUAUUUUUUUAUAUAUAAAGAAAUGUUAUUUUCCUGUGGCGGUAGGUUUAUGGACUUUAUAGCCUUUUAUAUCCUUCACAACAGUUUGUUAUAUCCACACACAUCUGCAAGAAAUCCUGCAUAGCAUGAAUAAUCUUUAUAUAAUAUUAAUUAUUUUAGUGUUUUAUUUACUAAAGUCUUUAUCUAUGACAACUCCGCAAACUCGAUGUCGAUCUAGUUGUCGCGUCGCUCGCUCUCAUAACGAUGCUGUUUAAUUAGUACCACUAGCUAACCUAUGCACAUGUAUAUCUGUAUAUUUUUUUGGAAAUGUAUCUUACUAACCAACCUAUUAACUAUAUCACCGCAUCCCAACCAUCAACCAAGUGUAAAGUUAGAUUUUCUCCUCAGUCAGUGAACUACGUGAGACGCUGCUCGUAGUGUUAAAAUCACAGCCAAUCAUAAAGCUGUACGCAGAUUCUUAACCAAUGAGGUUUCACUAAGGGGCGGGGCUACCCAACAUGACAUGUUUUUUAAGAACAAAACAAACUGACUCCAGUAGAUUGAAAUGGAAUUGCGCCAUUUUGUGCCUUUAUCAUCAUGUUUCCUUAGCGUCAUGAUCGUUCAGGUUUAUGUGCCUGUUUCCACUGAAAACCUGUCAAAUUUGCAUUACCGUAAGCUAAAAAAAAAACCAGCAACGUCACAUAUUCCUUCUCUCUUCCAGUGCGUUUCGUAUUAUUAAUCACUUAAUUAUAGUAAUAUUAGCCCAAAAACGUGUAGAUGCAUACUUCUGAAGUCAACCGGAAAUGUACCCUCUCGAGGCGUCUGGCAUGUUAAAUAAUUUUUUGUUUUAAAUUUUAUCUGAACUGUUAUUUAUGGAGGAAAAACAAUCAUUCCUAUUUUUAUUUAAUUUUUUUUUUUCCAUCCCCUCUCAUCUUUUUUUUUUUUUUUUUUUUUUAAUAUGAAGGCAUUCUUUUUAUUUUAAAGUUGUUGACAAUCAAUCAUAUAAACCCUGCACAACAGAACCUGCUGUCUACUGUGAGCUUCUAAUGCUGCAAUUUUUUAUGGACACUAUAUUUAGUGAAUAUGAAUGAUGUCUCCCUCUUUUUUUUCCUUCUAUGUGAAACAGAGACUCUCUGUGAUUCUGGUUUAGUCACCGAAAACCAGACGGCCUUAAAAUAAAUGAGGACUGAGCUCACAUAGUGACUUACACACUGAAUGUGAAGAAGAUUGUGGCGCAUGUUUACACUUUUGCCAAUAGGCCAAUUUGUAAAAUGCAACUAUUGUUUAGUUGAAUGUCCCAGAGCAAUGUUGAGUAUUUUUGCAGGAUUGUUGAAAGUUUGUGCAUAUAUACUACUGUCCAAAUGUUUGGGGUCAUGAGAUUUUUUUUUGUUUGUUUUUGAGAUUUUUUUUAAAAUAAAAAAAUACAGUAAAAACAGUAAUAUUGUGAAAUAUUAUUACAAUGUAAAAUAGCGCUUGUCUAUUUGAACAUAUUUUAAAAUGCAAUUUAUUCCUGUGAUGCAAAGCUGAAUUUUCAGCAUCAUUACUCCAAUCUUCAGUGCUAAUGAUCCUUCAGAAAUCAUUCUAAUAUGCUGAUUUGCUGCUCAAGAUCAACAUUUAUAAUUAUUAUCAAUGUUGAAAACAGUCGUGCUGCUUCAUAUUUUUGUGGAAACUGUGAUUUAUAUUUUUUAAGGAUUUUUUGAUGAAAAGAAGAGCAUUUAUUUGAAAUAAAAAAAACCUUUUGUAACAUCAUAAAAGUAUUUACUGCCACUUUUGGUCAGUUUAAUGCAUUCUCACUGAAUAUUAAGCAAAUUUCUUUAAAAAAUGUACUGACCCCAAACUUUUGAACAGUAGUGUGUUACAGCUUAAGAAUAAUACGUUGUUUUCAAAAUUGGUUGGAUGUGUAUUACCUAAGAGAGCAUUAUGCCAACUGAUGUUCAUGAAGACGUUUCAGUAUCAAAACCAAGAGUUAGACAUUUUUUUUCUCCCAAUGUGAAAGUCAAACUGAUUAAAUUGAAGCUACUGAAGUUUUUAUUUUAUUUUCCUGAAAAUGAAUAAUUCUAAACCACUUGUGAUGCAUAGAGCUCCAAAAAAAUAUUUGAACCAUUUAUUAUCUCGUCCAAUUAUUUUGUAAUGAUUGGCAUCCGUGACUUUAUAAGAAGUUUUGAGUAUAGCGUAUGAAUGUUGCACAUAUAAAUUUUAUUUUCUUGGUAUGUUUUAUAUUUGUUUAUACCUACAACAUUCAAAAUAAUAAAAAAAGUUGUUCUGCA